Messenger RNA from Loxodonta africana (African savanna elephant), 1681 nucleotides. Its product is annotated as folate receptor gamma-like. The coding region runs from base 308 to 1084 and encodes 258 amino acids. Gene Ontology annotation, biological process: fusion of sperm to egg plasma membrane involved in single fertilization; sperm-egg recognition; cell adhesion. Gene Ontology annotation, cellular component: external side of plasma membrane. The record is from RefSeq and is a predicted model, not a curated record. Gene Ontology annotation, molecular function: signaling receptor activity. NCBI's taxonomy places the organism in Eukaryota, Metazoa, Chordata, Mammalia, Proboscidea, Elephantidae. The transcript is spliced from 5 exons.
UUUUGUUGUUAGUAUUCAUAUAAUCUAAGAAAUAUUGCAUUUAAGCAAUUUACAGCUAUAUUUAUCACAUAUUAUUCUGUGAUUAAGAUUGAUAAUAAACAUUUCUAAAGAUUCUCUAUGGUCUGGUAUGGGAGGAAGUCUACGAGCGCGAGGAAGGGGUGACACCAUGAGUUACCACACUGGGUGACACCACUGCAGCAGACCGCGCUUUUUGGUUCCUCCCUGCACGGAUUUGAGAGGAACUGCAGAGUUGGAUGGGCACUUGGAGGGUGUACUAAACGCUGGGGAAAUCCAGAGAGAGGAGCAGAUGGCCAUGGCCUGGCAGAUGACACAGCUGCUGCUGCUUCUGGAUUUGGUGGCCUCUGCAUGGGGUGCCCGCCCCAGGAAUUCCCUGGAAAGAACAGAUCUGCUCAACGUCUGCAUGGAUGCCAAGCACCACAAGACAAAGCCGGGUCCUGAGGAUAAGCUGCAUGACCAGUGCAGUCCCUGGAGGAAGAACGCCUGCUGCUCAGUGAACACCAGCCAGGAGCUGCACAAGGACACCUCCCGCCUGUAUAACUUUAACUGGGACCACUGCGGCAAGAUGGAGCCUGAAUGCAAGCGCCACUUCAUCCAGGACACCUGUCUCUAUGAGUGCUCCCCCAACCUGGGGCCCUGGAUCCAAGAGGUGAACCAGAGCUGGCGCAAAGAGCGUUUCCUGGACGUGCCCCUGUGUAAAGAGGACUGUCAGAACUGGUGGGAGGCCUGUCGCACCUCCUACACGUGCAAGAACAACUGGCACAAGGGUUGGGAUUGGACCUCAGGGGUUAACACGUGUCCAGUCGGGACCACCUGCCACACAUUUGAGUUCUACUUCCCCACACCUGCUGACCUCUGUGAGCGCCUCUGGAGUCACUCCUACAAGGUCAGCAACUAUAGUCGAGGGAGCGGCCGCUGCAUCCAGAUGUGGUUUGACUCGGCCCACGGCAACCCCAACGAAGAGGUGGCAAAGUUCUAUGCUGAGGCCAUGAGUAGGGCUGGGCCCUAUGCGACUGGGCCCCUCUUGCUCAGCCUGAACCUGAUGCUGCUAUGGCUCAUUGGCUGAGCUGCUUACACUGCUGACACCUGGUCAUCUGGACAACAGAGCCCGGACUACAUCCAUGACCUCUACCCAACCUGGGUGCCUAGACUCAGCCCAGCUCAGCUCUCUCAGAUGAGGGGCCUCACAAUCAGCUCAGCCCAUGCCCUAGUCAUUCAUUUGUAACCCAAGGUGGAGCCCCUGGAGUUUCCCUGACAGCUUAUUUUAAUACCCAGAUUCACGUGUGUCUUAUAAAGGAUUUGGGGAUGAGUGGCUUGGGGAGACGUGACUCAUUGCUUCAUCAUUCCCAUUGAGAGGCCCAAAGAGGGGCUGGGGCUAGUUUGAGGAGUACAAGCAUGCAGGGAGUAGAAGUUGAAUUAGAAUCCAGGCACUUGAUCCCUUAGCCUGGGUCUCUUACCCCUGCACCUGGCUGCCCUCAUGCCAAGGUCUCUACUCUCAUACCACAAGGACUGUGGGAAGGAAGGUGGGCAGAGACUGAUGGAGGAAUCACUGGGUUCCUGGAAGGGAAAAAGGUUUCUUUCUUUCCUUCCCUUACUAGAUGUGGGGUAGGGUAGAGACAUUGAUGGUGGGAUCUGACUGAUGAACACUUGCGUUGUUUCCUUU